AUGGCUGCGAAACUGAUUGAUCGUCGAUUCCAUAACGUCCCAGACAAACUUCGGGUUGCCGAGCUGUUCUUCGAUGUCCCGGUGGACUACAGUAAGCCCGCCGCUGGCCAGCUGCGACUUUUUGCUCGCAGUGUCAGUCGGCUGAACAAGCCCAUUGAGCCCAAAGAUGAGGACAAAGAGGGCAAACUCCCUUGGUUGGUCUACCUACAGGGUGGACCCGGCUUUGGAUGUGGUCCUCCGCAAUCUUACCCCUGGCUUGAUGUUAUGCUCAGCAAGGGUUAUCAGGUAUUGUUCCUAGACCAGCGUGGUACUGGUCUGAGCUCGACUAUAACUGCGGGAACUCUUGCCCGCCAGGGCGACGCAAUCAAACAGGCGGAAUACCUCAAGAACUUUCGUGCGGACAAUAUUGUUCGUGAUUGCGAGGCUAUUCGUGGUGUUUUGACAGCUGAGUACCCGGAGGAAGAGCGUAAAUGGAGUAUCAUUGGGCAAAGUUUUGGUGGCUUUUGCGCUUUGACUUAUCUCUCCAAGUUCCCGGGGGGUUUGAGAGAGGCUUUCGUUUGUGGUGGUAUUCCCCCGCUUGUCAACGGACCGGAUGCUGUCUACGCAAAGACCUAUGAAAAGGUUCAGCAAAGAAAUGAAGCUUAUUACAAGAAGUUCCCCGAGGAUGUAGAGCGUGUCAAGCAAAUCAUGCAAUACUUAUCCUCCAACAAUGUUACCUUGCCAUCAGGUGUGCUCACACCAGCUCGCUUCCAGCAACUUGGUAUCUUGUUUGGUUUCCACGGUGGUCUCGAUAGCUUACAUGACAUCGUUAUUCGAGUCUGCAAUGACUUGGAAAUCUUCGGCUUCCUUACUCUGCCCACUCUCUCUGUUAUUGACAACAAUGGUGGCAUGGACAAGAACAUUAUAUAUGCCGUCCUUCACGAAUCGAUCUAUUGCCAAGGAAAAGCAUCGCUCUGGUCAGCAGACAGACUGCGCUCAACCAACGCGAAGUUCCAGAUCGAUAACUCCGUCUUCAAAGACAUGUUCGAUUCCUACACGGAGCUCGAGCAGGUGAAAGAAGCAGCAGAGAUCCUGGCUACAACCGACGACUGGCCUGAUCUCUACGACGAGGCUCAACUGGCCAAGAACGAGGUCCCUGUUUACAGCACGACUUACAUGGAAGACAUGUACGUACACUUCGAUCAUGUGCAAGCCACCAUUGUCAAGGUUCCGAACAUCAAGCAGUUCAUUGCCAACAACAUGUACCAUGAUGCAUUGCGAAGCAAGUCGAGUGAGAUCAUGCGCCAGCUCUUUGCCUUGCGCGAGGACUCGAUUGAUUAG
Messenger RNA from Penicillium arizonense, 1320 nucleotides. RefSeq names its product proline iminopeptidase. Gene Ontology annotation, molecular function: peptidase activity. The transcript has 8 exons. Gene Ontology annotation, biological process: proteolysis. Bases 1 to 1320 code for a protein of 439 amino acids. Lineage: Eukaryota; Fungi; Ascomycota; Eurotiomycetes; Eurotiales; Aspergillaceae. The record is from RefSeq and is a predicted model, not a curated record.